This is a messenger RNA of Lodderomyces elongisporus, 1452 nucleotides long. RefSeq lists its product as uncharacterized. The record is from RefSeq and is a predicted model, not a curated record. Lineage: Eukaryota; Fungi; Ascomycota; Pichiomycetes; Serinales; Debaryomycetaceae. Gene Ontology annotation, molecular function: succinate-semialdehyde dehydrogenase (NAD+) activity. The transcript has a single exon. Gene Ontology annotation, biological process: GABA catabolic process. The coding region runs from base 1 to 1452 and encodes 483 amino acids.
AUGACCACAACGUCUACCGAUAAUGUGUUGCCAUCGAUUAUCAAUGGCGUUGAUACAUUCCAUCCAGAGGACAAGAAAUAUGCUGUCAAACAUCAUACUAACCCAGAUGAUAUCUUGCACCAUUUUUCCCAAUUUUCAAUCACAGAUACGAACAUUUCAUCUUUAGCCGAGAAUGCAAAAGAAGGUUUUCACCAAUGGACGGAUCUUUCAACUUCUGAAAGAGCUUCGAUUUUCAGAAGGACCAUUGAGCUCAUGAGAGCCCAAAAAGACGAAUUUAUAAACUCACAUUUAGAAAUUGGUGGGCCAGGUUGGUUUGCUGGCUUCAACGUUGAAGGCUCGAUUGCUCAAAUUGAUGAGUAUGCCUCACAGUUGUCAAGACCAGAAGGCCAAAUAGUCCAAUCGGGCCAUAACGAUCUUGCAAUGACGAUAAAGACCGCAAUUGGCCCUGUGUUGUCUAUAUCUCCCUGGAAUGCACCUAUCAUUUUAGGUACGAGGUCCAUUUGUGCUCCACUAGCUGCCGGCUGCUCAGUGAUUGUCAAGUCCAGUGAGAAAUCGCCAAAAGCUUCCGACUUAUUGGUGAGAUGCUUUUUGAAAGCUGGAGUACCACCAAAGGCAUUGCAAUUGGUCCAUGUGGCUCCUCUGGAUAAUCCCAAAUUCUUGGAGCUGAUCUUGGCCUCUGGCGCGAUUAGAAAAGUCAAUUUCACUGGCUCAACAGCUGUUGGAACCAUUGUUGCACAGCAAUGUGCUAAACACUUGAUACCUUAUAUUUUGGAGUUGGGUGGUAAGAACGUAUCUAUUGUCUUGAAAGAUGCAGAUUUGCAAAGUGCUGCGGGAAAGAUCCUAUUCUCGGCAUGGGCCCAUAAAGGUCAGAUUUGCAUGAGCACCGAUAAGGUGUUUGUUGACGAUUCCGUCUAUGACGAAUUCAAAAAUGUCUUGAAAGAUGUUGCAUCCCACAUGGUGGAGGAUAAAGACCACAAAAUCAGUCAACGAGAUAGUCUCGGUAGAGACAAAGUUUUGGAGUUGGUCGACGAUGCUAUCGCCAAGGGUGCCAAGCUUGUUUUUGGAGACUAUAGUAGAGAUGUCAUAUUAAAAUCAAACAUUAUUCCUCCAUUGAUCUUGGAGAAUGUUACCGCCGAGAUGAAAAUUAAUUCCACGGAGUCCUUUGGACCCGUUUUCACUCUACACACGUUUGCAAAUGUUUAUGAUGUUGUAAAAGAGGUUAAUGAACACGAGUUUGGGUUAAAAGCUUCCAUUUGGUCCAAAAACACAAUUGGAGCAUUGAAAUUAGCUAAGAAAUUGGAAAUUGGCGGCGUCCAUAUAAACUCCCCCACUAUACAUGAUGAACCAACUGUACCCCACGGUGGUGUCAAGUCGAGUGGAAGCGGAAGAUUCAAUAGUCAAUGGGGAAUGGACGAAUUCAUGUUUGUUAAAACCAUCACUAUCGAUGAGUAG